GAACAGCUCUCAUGAUGUUCUUGCAUUUUAUGGUGGUCAUCUGUCUUCUGCUGGGCUCUUUUCAAGCUCAGAGUCGUGCUAUUGAGGAUAUCUCUGGAAAGAGCUCUGAGGAGAUUGAUAACAGCACUGAACGAGAUGAUAAAUCUGUGUCAGCUAUAAUCGAAAGGGCCAACAAACAUGCAGGACAGGGACUGAAUGAGCCCUCGAUCAUGUUUGGAGACAUAGCUGUAGCAACAGACUUAGAAAGAGCAGAUGAUCCAUGCACAGCUCGUGGGUGCAAAUGGGAGAGAAGCAAAAGUGGAAAAGUCCUUGUGCCCUAUGUCAUCUCUGAUGAAUACUCCUCCCAGGAGAAGGAUGUCAUUUUUCAAGGCUUGAGAUCUUUUGAGGAAUCGACCUGCAUUCGCUUCACGCCUCGCACAAAUCAGAGGGACUAUAUAAACAUAGAGUCUAAUUCAGGGUGCUACUCUUUUGUGGGCCGUCGCACAGGAGGCCAGACUGUGUCUUUGGACCGUGAUGGAUGCAUCUCCCUGAAUAUAGUGCAGCAUGAGCUGCUUCACACGCUGGGCUUUCACCACGAACACAACCGCAGUGACCGCGACAAUCACGUCCAAAUCAUUUUUAAAAACAUCAUUCCUGGGCAGGAGUACAACUUUGACAAAAUCAAGAGUAAGAACCUGGAGACUGCCUAUGACUACAGCUCUGUGAUGCACUAUGGAAGGUUUGCCUUCUCCAAGAACAGAGAGCCAACCAUCAUCCCUAUUCCUGACAAAAACGUGUCUAUUGGCCGAGCUGUGAAAAUGAGUUCAAAUGAUAUUCUUCGUAUUAACAAACUAUACUGCAGUAUGUCUUAAGACAUUCCUUCUCUUAUUGAUUCAUUUAAAGGGAAUUUUGAAAGCUUUGUCAGCAUAGGGGAAGAAUGCUGUCUUCUUUGAAUUGCAUUGAUUAGGAAAUGCAUUUAUAUUUUGUAUGCAUGCAUUUUAAAUCAACUUUUAGGUAAUUUGGCAUGUUGACGAGAUUGAAUGUUCUAUAACAUUCAGCUGAAUAAAAUAAACAUUUGUCUAUUGUACUAUCUGGUUUGUGUGUGAGCUGGUGACCAGCCUUCUGUUUGUAAGCCAUAGUGUCUCCUACAUUGAAAGGUUGCGCAAGGUCCUCUUUAUUGAAAUGAGGGUCUGUUAAAUGGUGAAAUGUGAUGGAGCAAAUGUUUCAGAUUAAUAUGUAAAACCAUAGUUUGUGCAAGGCAUCUUUUGAAAUAUUUCCACAUCCUCUUUAGGAAGAAAAGGUGGUUAACUGUAGACCAGAGAAAUAAAAGCUUCCUCUUUGUAAACCAGGUUUGUGGUCUUCUGAGGGGACUAGGGAGGGAUUGCAGUUUGAAAAUACUAAUUUGGUUUGAAAAUGUUUUCCAACA
This is a messenger RNA of Pimephales promelas (fathead minnow), 1405 nucleotides long. It is a transcript of the gene c6ast1, whose product is annotated as six-cysteine containing astacin protease 1. Gene Ontology annotation, molecular function: metalloendopeptidase activity; zinc ion binding. Lineage: Eukaryota; Metazoa; Chordata; Actinopteri; Cypriniformes; Leuciscidae. The record is from RefSeq and is a predicted model, not a curated record. Gene Ontology annotation, biological process: proteolysis.